GAAUUUCGUAACCUAGCUUACAGGAGUAUAAUUGUGUUGGAGGUUAUACAAGAUAUAAUUCAGGAUGGUGCGUAUGAACGUGUUGAGCGAUGCGCUCAAAUCUAUCAACAAUGCUGAAAAGCGUGGCAAAAGACAAGUUCUGAUCAGGCCAUGCUCCAAAGUUAUCAUUAGGUUCUUGACUGUAAUGAUGAAGAAGGGUUACAUUGGUGAAUUCGAAAUUGUAGAUGAUCACAGAAGUGGCAAAAUCAUCGUCAAUUUAACCGGUAGAUUAAACAAAUGCGGAGUUAUCUCGCCUAGAUUCGAUGUCCCAAUUACACAAAUUGAAAAAUGGACCAACAAUCUUUUACCCUCAAGACAGUUUGUCUUUUACAGGCGUUGUAAUUCUUGUAACGUUCCGGUUAUAGUGGUUCAAAAUGACUUGCAAAAGGCGUAAUGGAGGAAGGUCCAAACAUGGACGUGGUCAUGUUAAGCCCGUCCGUUGCACCAACUGUGCAAGAUGCGUCCCUAAAGACAAGGCAAUCAAAAAAUUCGUGAUUAGGAAUAUCGUCGAAGCUGCCGCUGUCAGAGAUAUCACCGAGGCUUCAGUAUAUAACCAAUACACAUUGCCCAAACUUUAUGCCAAGUUGCACUACUGUGUGUCUUGCGCCAUCCACAGCAAAGUAGUAAGAAAUAGGUCUAAGAAAGAUAGGAGGAUCAGAACACCCCCACAGAGGAACUUCCCUGGUAGAGACCAGAGAACCCAACCUCAGAGGAAAUGAGCAUUUUUCUGUAUUUUCUGUAUUGAAUAUGUUGUAUUGACUACUAGCGGUGGCAUCAUGGACCAUGAAGAAGCUAGAAGGAAACAUCUUGGAGGCAAAAUUCUUGGUUUCUUCUUUUAGUAAUUUGUAUCAAAU
Molecule: messenger RNA, 893 nt
Organism: Harmonia axyridis
Lineage: Eukaryota; Metazoa; Arthropoda; Insecta; Coleoptera; Coccinellidae
Product: 40S ribosomal protein S26-like
Exons: 1
Coding region: 414-758 (114 amino acids)
Biological process (GO): translation
Cellular component (GO): ribosome; cytosolic small ribosomal subunit
Molecular function (GO): structural constituent of ribosome; mRNA binding
Source: RefSeq, a predicted model, not a curated record